UCAGCCACCAAAUCACAACCACUUCAUAUGCUAACUAUUUCACAGAAAAACUUCAAACAUUGAACAUUCGCCAUAAUUCGCAAGCACUCUCAUAUCAGACGUGAUCAAUACAUAUCGGAGUAGGCCGCAGACCGCGGAGAAGACGGCAAGUCUAGAAACCUCAAAAAAGGUGGAGAUGCUGUGGAAGAAUAUAUAUAUACAGAUCACAACAGUUGCAAGAUUCGAUCACUCCAUAAUCAAAUCGCUUUCUACUUAAGCACUAUUAUCAUACUUCAAAAACAAACUCUUCGCUUUUCCAUCAAGAUUUCCCUAUAUCCUCCCCACUAUGGAACAAAGCACCCUUGCCCGCCGCGGUCUAGGACUUCGAGGCGUUAACAACUCCAAAGUCUCCCCAGGCUAUACCCUCUUCGCGCAUCUCACUUCCCCAGGCAUCGUCAAGCUCGUCAACAACGCCGGGCACGUCGUCCACACUUGGAAACUCCCCUACCGACCCGGCCGUCACGCCCGCAUCCUCAAAAACGGCAACCUCGCCUUCAACGGCGUCCACCCAGACGCGCCCCGCCUCUUCCCGCUAUGGCAAAAGUAUCGCGGUGGUGUCAUGAUGCAGGUUGACCCUUCUGGCAAGGUUGUAUCAGAGCACCGCGACCCCUUCGCCCACCACGACCAGCACCACCUCGACGACGGCUCGAUCCUGUACACGACCCUCGCCCCCUGCACCGCGGACGAAGCAGCGAGUAUCCCGGGUGGUAUCCCUAAGACCGAGGCGCCAGACGGCACCGUCUACGCCGACUGCAUCAAACACGUCUCGCCCACCGGCGAGCUUCUCUGGUCAUGGCGCGCGAUCGAGCAUCUCCCGCCCCCCCUCUUCCCACUCCAACCGCACUACACCCGCGACCACUGGCCGCUGAUCAACAGUGUCUGGCCCCUCGCGGACGGGAACAUCCUUGCUUCCCUCCGCUCCGUCUCCGCCGUCAUCAUCAUCUCCCGCGAGACAGGGGAAGUGAUCUGGCAUUUAGACUCGACGGUCGUCGCGCAGCAGCACUGCGCGUCUGAGCUCGCAAACGGCGACAUCUUGAUCUUCGACAAUGGGACUUUCCGGCACGGCGAGAGCGCGACGUACUCCCGCGUGAUACAGGUCUCGCGCGCUACUAAAGAGAUAGUGUGGGAGUAUAGGGAUCCGCAUCCGAUGACGUUCUUCACGCCGUUUAUGGGGGGUGCGCAGCGGUUAGCGACUGGGAACACGUUAGUGACCGAAGCGGCGUUCGGAAGAAUCUUUGAAGUGACGCAGGAGGGUGAGAUGGUGUGGGAGUAUGUGGUGCCGGAUUUUGCGAGCUAUAAGGGGCUGGGUGCGGAAGAGAUUGAGGGGUAUUUUUGGUAUCCGGCGAAUGCGGUGUUUCGGGCGUAUAAGUAUAGUCCGGAGGAGGUACCGUGGUUGAAGGUUGAUGAGGCGAAGUUGUGAGGGCAGGAGUGGUAGAAAGCGGUAGAGGAAAAGGGGGUCAAUGGCGUUUGGUAGUAAUUCACUGGCUAGUGUGCUGGGCAAGUUUUGCGUAGGGAAAAGCUUGUACAUAUCAUGAACACAGCUCAUUUACCUUGAUUAUCUUCCCAAAACACUCCUGAGUCCCUUGA
Messenger RNA from Mytilinidion resinicola, 1626 nucleotides. RefSeq lists its product as uncharacterized. The coding region runs from base 326 to 1459 and encodes 377 amino acids. The transcript has a single exon. The record is from RefSeq and is a predicted model, not a curated record. Gene Ontology annotation, molecular function: protein binding. NCBI's taxonomy places the organism in Eukaryota, Fungi, Ascomycota, Dothideomycetes, Mytilinidiales, Mytilinidiaceae.